Molecule: messenger RNA, 2359 nt
Organism: Ectocarpus siliculosus
Lineage: Eukaryota; Phaeophyceae; Ectocarpales; Ectocarpaceae
Source: the annotation of a GenBank genome assembly
AUGGCGAUGGAGUUUGCGCGCGAGAAAGACGAUGAGCUCAAGCGGGAGCGGGCACGGAGACAGCAGGCGGAGCAAGAGAAACAUGAGGCUACGCGAGAGCAGGAGGCGGCGGCCGCGAGUCGGCGGCAGGCGGAAGAGAGAGUCCGCGACAUGUCGAAGGAGCUGGCCGGUCUGAAAGACUCGGUGAAAUCGCUCCGCAAGACCAACGCCACCCUCUUGGAGGAUGCAGGGAUACCAAUCGUCGCCGACGAUCCGCCCCCGGAGGAGGACAGCACCCGCAGCCUCGAGGAUGAACUCUUGCUCGAGAAGGUGAAGGCCGAAAGACUGCAGCGGAAGGUCGAUUACCUCACGCCGAUCGUGGCCGGACUCAAGCGACAAGUUUCCAACGAGAAAAAAAAGACGAAGCGAGCCAAGCUUAAUCUUGGGAACCUCAAGGCUGACGAACCGGUGGGGGGGGCGGAGCAAGAGGAACCUGAGCAGGAGAGGGAAAAGGGUGGUGGGGAGUUGCUCUCUGCAGAGGAUGAGAAGAAGGUGUUGGAGCGCGUCAUCAAGAACCGUCUCAAACCCGGCGGAAAAUUUGGUGAGACUGCUGCCAGGCUAUUUCAGUCGUUUGUGCAAGGGGGCGUCUCUCUCAACAUGACGCAGCAGCUGCUUCAGUCUACCAUGUACCACACCACGGGGGUGCGACUCAAACAAGAUCUCAACAUCACGUGUGCCCGCAACACGGUCAAGGUUCUUGCUCUCGGCAUUACGCAGCUAGAUGGGAAUGAGUUGGUCAAAGCGAUUCUCAAGGCGCCGUUUUUGCUGAUUGCCGGUGACGAGUCUCUCCGCAACGGGGACAAGAAGUUCCCCAUCUUCGUCGCUUUUUACGACGUGGAGGCGGACGCGCCGUGGUUUGGAUUGGUGCGCGUAUGUAGCAUGAAAGACAAGACAGCAGAAACACAGGCUCAGCUUUUUUACGAGACGAUCGUCGACACGCUCGGGUACCCAAAACACCAGAGGGAGCGGACAAAAGGCAACGCAAACGGGGUGCAGGGGGGGGGAAAGGGAAAGGGAAAGGGAAAGGGAAAACAGAGGCACCGCCGACUCCUCCUGCACCUACCAGGACGAGUGGUCGCAACAGGACGCAGACAUGGAAAAUCCAGGAGGCAGAUGGGGGGGGCAGCUCGGCGGAAGAGAGCGGGUGUGAGAGUUGAAGCGUUUCACUGGUGUUGAUACUUGCGUUCUUCAGAGAUGCUCGCGUCUCUAUUUGCAACUAGAUGUCAUGUGUUGGAUGCGUUUUGUUGUGGAGGUCAUGUGGUGGUGGGAGGGUUGUUUUCAGUAGCUUCCUUCGUACGCGUGAGGUCUUUUCGCGUGUGACCGAAGUUGAAGUUGAACGAGAAGUUUUGUGAUUUUUGAUGCGUUCGUGCGCGUGAGCACGCACUGAACAAGAGCGUUGAGAAGCAUGGUGUGAGAGAUAGCAAACGACGCUCGACUCUGUCGUUAUCUACCUGCGGCCUUCUGAGCUGCAGCCUUCGUUUUGUACACAUGAUGGUGGUGUUGCACACGGAGAGGCAGAGCGAUAAAAUGAUGUUUGUGAAAGUAAUGUUUCGCUGUUGAUUUUUUUCCGACGAUUUUUUUCCGACUUGAAAGCAACGUCACUCAACCGCCGUCCACAUUUACUCCGACUCUAAUUCUGCUGCGGUCACCCGCGGCCGCCGAUUCCCUUCCUUCUCUAACGUAACCAGCAAAUCAUCUGCAGCUUCCGGUUCCAAUACUCUUGUUCUGCUCAAGUUUUCGGCCGGUUUUCGUGCGUGGGAGACAGCCUUUGCUUCCCUUGCCUUCUCCAAAACCUUUUUGCCAGCGGCACGGAUUUUUUCGCCCGUCGCAUCUGCGCACACGAUAUCUCUAGACUCGGCUGACUUCCACCCCCCAACACGAACAAUAUCCAUCUCAGCCAUGUCCGUCUUCUGUGCGCAUGAGUCGAACUUCGAAAAGAAGGCUUCGAUCAACUGCUGGUGAAUGGGAACAAAGUAGAAUCGGUGACACACCAACUUGUACAGGAGGGGAAAAUCGAACAGACGCGCCAACGCUGACGUACCCUUUGGUGCACCCUGGUCAACCUCCUUGUCACCCCACCCAGAAUUCGCAUACUGCUCGAGUUCGUUCCUCACAGAACGGUCGCUAUCAAUGCGUGAAAACAGCCCGAACGUCAACUCAUCUUUCCUUCUUGCAUCGGUGGUUCCCCCCAAAUCCUUCACGAGCUGCGUUCGGUAUUCCCUCUCCCUUUCCGUGCGCGGCUCUCCCUCGUAUAGAGCAGACCAAGCUACAUGAAGGAAGGCACGCGCAAACUCCGGCCCCACCGCCUGCUCUACAGCCC